Messenger RNA from Sinocyclocheilus grahami, 3628 nucleotides. RefSeq names its product nesprin-3-like. NCBI's taxonomy places the organism in Eukaryota, Metazoa, Chordata, Actinopteri, Cypriniformes, Cyprinidae. Gene Ontology annotation, biological process: nuclear migration. Gene Ontology annotation, molecular function: actin filament binding. The record is from RefSeq and is a predicted model, not a curated record. Bases 137 to 3628 code for a protein of 1163 amino acids. Gene Ontology annotation, cellular component: nuclear outer membrane; cytoplasm; meiotic nuclear membrane microtubule tethering complex. The transcript has 20 exons.
CGGCCCAAGCAACUGACAGGCCUGCAUUGACUUCCUGGCGAAUUACUGCAACUUUGUAGCUUGAGGAGCAACUUAAGGUAAUUUCUUAUCAAAAAUACUCGCAUCAGAUGCACAUAUAUCCGUCAGCCCUAACCUAAUGACCCAGCAAGAGCAGCAUGAGUUCAGGGAAAGUUUGGCAGAAGCCCUUUCCUGGAUGCAGGCCGUCCAGGAGAGGCUUAAGCAAAACGAUAACACCCAAGGACCCAGAUCAGCGCUGGAGGUCAGGCUCCGAGAAACAGAGAAAAUUCAUAGCUCACAGCCUGAAGGCCAUGUAAAGAUGGACAGGGUGUUGGUGGCUUCUGAAGCUCUGCUUCGAAAUGGAGAUGAAGAGAUGAAGAAUCAGACUCUUUCGAAACUCAAAGAUAUAAAAGCACUCUGGGAGGAGACGUCAACCUACAUCAUUCAUUGUCACAGUCGUAUCGAGUGGGUGUGGCUGCACUGGAGUGAAUACCUGAAGGCCUAUGAGGAGUUUGAGAUGUGGCUGGAGAAGAUGCACAGGUCUCUGGAGCCUCUGCUUGAGAUGCAGCUGGGUCUCCAAGAGAAGCUGUGGCAGGUGGAUCAUCUGCGGGUCCUUCACAGUGACAUUCAAGCACAGGCUCAGUUUCUAGAGAGGCUUCUGGAUGAGGCUGCAGGCCUGUUCAACCGCACCGAAGACCCUAGCGUAGAUGAGAAGGCUCAGCUGGGUCUUCAAGAUGCCUAUGACCACAUUCGAGACCGAGCACAGGAAAGAUUAACAUUGGCACAGAAAAUAGCAGAGGAGCACCAGCAGUACCAACGUUGCGUUGAUAAAUUUCAAACCUGGCUGAUGUCUAAAACAGAAGAAGUCAGCCGUUUCAGCGACAUGGAGGAUACGACACAAAAUAGGCUGAAAGCCCUGCAGGAACUAAAUGCUAGUAUAGCCAAAGAAGAGCUCACUCUCCAGCACAUUGAAAACCUGUCUGAAGCUGUGAAGACCAACACGUCUCCAGCAGGUGCAGAGGAGAUCACAAAAGAGAUGGAGGAGUUGAGGCAGGCCUGGCAGAGGUUACGCCAAGCACUGCUGGAGAAUCAAGAAGAGCUCCAGAGCUCACUAGACUCUGAGAGCGAGUAUUCAAACCGUUGUAAGGAGCUGUGGACGGACCUGGAGCAGCUUCGAACCUUGGUCCAGAACCUCAGCAGUGAUCUGGAAAGCAGGGAUGGAGAGAGAACUGAGGAAAAUAUGGUAGCUCAAUGGAAGACGCACACGGGAGUGCGCAACAAGCUCAUUGCAGAGGAGCCCAGGGUGGAACAGCUGAAAUCCCGGUUGAAAGAGCUAUUCCGAUUCCCACAAGACUCCAAAAGCCUGUCUGAUGAGAUGCUAGCAGUGGUGAAAGAGUACCAGAGUGUGAAAGGCAGAUCUUUUAGGCUGUCCUCUGAGAGUGAGAUGGCUCUCCGGCAGAUACUGCAGGAUCCUCUGUAUGGCUUCAGCCAAUGGAGUCAGGUGGUUUCUCAGGUCCUGGAGGCCUCUGCCGAGGUGACGGAUUUCUCCCAAAUUGCUCUGCUCGUGCAGCAUAUAGAGAAGUUACUUAAAAACAGCGUGCAGCUCCAGGAGCGCUUGAGUUUGCUCCAGGUGAAGAGUGAUCUGCUCAUCUCAGUUUUUGGCCAAGAGAAAGCUGACGAUCUGUUGAAAGAGCUCAGCGGGGAUGUGAGGAAGAGAGAGUUACUCCACAGCCAGCUCCUAAAGCGCAAGAACCGCCUGCAGGGUUUGAUAUCAAAGACGAAGGACUUUUCAGAUGCCUAUGACUCCAUACACAAAAAACUAAGCUCCAUAAAGGAGCGGUUCAUCACGACAGAUGGACUUCAACCUGACAUUCUUGCCAAGAAGACCCAGGCCGACCAACUCCGGGUCAUUAGAAAGGACUUGGAAGAUUGUGAAGCCCAGAUCAUAGCUCUCGAGACGCUGGUUUCAUCCAACCCUGCAAACAGGACAAAGUUUGAACGUCUGUAUGCGGACUGGAAAUUGCUUUAUAAGGCGGUUCGGAUUAAGGUGAAUGAAAGUGAGGAGAACAUUGCAGAACAUGAGAGUUUCCAUGACAAUAUUCUGAAUAUGGAGAAGUGGUUAAUGAUCAUGAGACAGAAGCUCGAGUCGUUUCGUGGAUCAGAUGGGGAAUGGAGCAUCAAUAACCGCCAGCAUGAGGCUGAGAGGGCGCUAGGAGAAUUUCCAGAGAAGGAGCUUCAGCUUCAUCAGACAGAGGCUCAGGGUCAGAUUGUGCUGGCCAGAACUUCUGAUGAAGGCAAAGUUCACAUCCAGCAAGACCUUAAACGCCUCAGAGAGACCUGGAUGACCCUCCACACGCUUAGUCUCAAUCUUUACAGGCUUCUGAAUGAACAUGCAGCCACAGGCGACCAAGAUUCCCUAUUACAGAGAACCGAGUUCUUGGACAGAUGGGCAGAAGGGCAUCACCAGGGAACGGCUUCAAACUUUGAAGUGGGACUUGCCAAAGGAGAUGAGGGAACGGACCAGCAUCAGAGAUCCUACCAUGGAUCAGAAUCAACAGGCCACCCAGAACCAGAGAGGAACAUGGAAGCAAAUCCAGAUCGAAUUCGAAUUGUGCUUCCUGAGGGCAUCUCAAGACCAGGAGGUUCAGAGGUCUGGAGAAGAGAGUGGACUUACCAAGACCAGUCCAUGGAUGAUGAGGUGGAUGCAGUCAUAUCUGGAAGUGACUGUAAGGUGAACAGGAAGCGGACUGGGAUGGACGAAGGUGACGUGAUCAGCAGUGGUGGUUUGACUGGGGAAUGGGUUGAACAACACAAAGCUGGUUCUGGAAUUGAAGACCUGGAUAUAAAAGGUAGAGACAGCUUUUUAAGUGGGAUUGACUCUGAUGCACAGAAAAGGAUGCAGCCGUCACAGAACCCCCCUGAUGACAUUGAGAUGGGCUCUCGGGGGCCCCAGUAUCAUGCUGAUAUGGAGGCUCAGAGGAGGGAGUUUGAAGCGUGGCUUCACAAGGAAAAUGACAAACUCACAGGAAUUCUGAACAACCAAAGAUCCUUGAGUGCUAAAGAACUGAGGAUAAGACAGAAUACACUCAAGGGUUUACGUGCCAAUGUAGCUUGGGGUCAGAGUCAGUUCCAGAAGUUGAUGGUCGGUCGGCAGAGUAAGUCCGCAGAGGAGGACAUGGAACUAGAAGAGCUGCGUUACCGCUGGAUGUUAUACAAGUCCAAACUUAAAGAGGCUGGUGACCUCAGAGGUCUGCUGAAAAACAAGGGUGUCAGUGGACAAGGACAGGAGCAUGUCCGAUCUGGAAAGGGUGUCAGUGGACAAGGACAGGAGCAUGUCCGAUCUGGAAAGCUUUUUAUAGAACAGAUUUCUGUUGUUGUAUACUUCUGGGGAUCCUGCACCAGCCCAUCAACUUCCAUUGAGAUGAAUGACAGCCAGAGUUCAGGCCCGUCUGUCAUACUUGAGAGCUCAAAGCUGUCCCGUGCAGCCAGGCAGUGGCCUUUUGUGUUUAUGAGUGCUGGCUCUUUGGAGCUGGAAGACAGCCCCCUCAUUAAACCGACAUGGUCUGUGCAGAAAGAUGGAGAGGGCUGUGUUCUUGGCUGGGGCCCCUGGCCUGAAAUGCUUUAUAGUUAA